GCCUGCGAAUAAACAAUGAACUCUUAUGGCCUUGCGUGGCCGUAUCGUCCGUGUCGGAAACACCGCAACCCUUGCAAAUAUGUUCAAUGUUUGCUGACGCAACAGGCAGAGUGAAACCCGUCAGGAUAACAGUAACAACACUGCGCACGAUAAAGCCGCGCUUUAGAGCAUCUUUGUGAUGGAAACGUUGUGGUGAGUGCUUGGGUCCAGAUGAGCGCUGGUAUCGCCAGCAAACUUGAGCGCAACAGGACUAUAGACAUGUGCAUCCUUCGCUUGUCAGACUACACGAUGAAUUCCAGGAAGCACGUGAUAUGUCUGUGGACAAGAACUAUUGCAUCGUAAUGCACUAAAGCUGCGCAUCAUGGUGAACAUGAUGCCACGAAAGCCCAUUUGGCUUUUGCUCUUGAUCACGCUGCUGUGCGGAUUCUUGUUCUACCGAAUGACCUACUUGACUCACAUCGAUUCGUUAUCCGGAAGAACAGGCACGGACACCCAAGGAGACGUCUCGACACACAGGUCGUCGAAUACUGCUACGAGUAGUCCAAAUAGAACUGUGACUCCAAAACUGGCCGUAGUGACAUGUGGAGACAGGCUGAACCUCACCCUCAUGAAUGUAAAAUCAGUAGUGGCUUUCUCCAGGGGACCACUGCACAUGUUACUGUUUGCAGAUCCACCUAACAUGGACUUCCUUCUAAAAGAGUUAUCUAAAUGGCCACGCAAAGUUCGGCAGAGGGUGACCGUCGAAGUUCGCCCGGUCACUUUUCCCAAAGACCGAAGCAAGAAGUGGAAGGGGUUGUUCAAACCAUGUGCUUCGCAGCGACUUUUUCUACCAAGGCUGCUGCCCGAAGUAGACGCAUUGAUCUAUGUGGAUGCUGACAUCCUUUUUCUACGCCCAAUUGAGGAUCUGUGGGAUAUCUUUAAUCAGAUGAACAGCAGCCAAAUUGCCGGUCUGACGCCCGAGACAGAGGACUAUACCACAAAUUGGUACACUCGCUUUGCACGACAUCCAUACGUUCGCCCAUUAGGAGUGAAUUCUGGAGUAAUGCUAAUGAACCUGACUCGCAUGCGACAGUUCAACUGGGAUUCGCGCCUGGAGCCUGUCCUGCUUAAAUAUGAGCGUUAUAUCAGCUGGGGGGACCAAGACCUCAUCAACAUCAUCUUCCACGACCACACAGACAAGCUGCUUAUUUUUCCCUGCCAGUGGAACUUCCGGCCAGAUCACUGCUGGUACGGGCCGACGUGUCCUAAAGAAACGCCCGCUAUUCUGCACGGAAAUCGAAAUGCUUUUGUGGAAGCUAAGAAGGAACCGGCCUUCAGAUUGGUUUUUGAUAUGAUGGAUAAGUACGUCCUUGAAACUAGCCUGGUUGAGGACUUUGUGAACCCACUUGAAGCUGCCUUGGAGAAGAUGACGACAACUUAUUGUAGGAAAGAAUUGCUCAAACAUGUUCCUGGUUGGAAAAGAGUCGCCAGUAGUAUUGAUAAAGAUCGGCUACAAGAUCACAGGAGCAUUACUCCAAACAACUCUCUUGCAAGCCCUUUUGCUCAAAAUCGAUACGUUUCCAGUGCCGUACGCCAUGAGAGCUGGCAGUGGACAUGCAGCUACAAGGAGGAGCAAACAGGACAGACACCUCAUAAGGUUGUGUGACAUUUUUUCACGAUGAUCACACGUAAGCAUCCUCCCCCUUCCCUCCCGCUUCAUGUAUUCCCCAUAGCAGGACGUGAAGCGAAUGAUUUGAUCAAAUCAAGCAACCAAGGCAAAUCGUUCAGACAGUUGAGGUCACACGAAAAUGGCGCCAAGAAAACACCCUGGUAUCAUCGCGACGUCGUCACUUUGACGUUGCGCAUAGUCUCUCUGCGUGGGUAUUUCAAACUAUGUGGAUUCCAAUUAUUUAUGAUGCCGAUAAUAAAUUAUACUGCUCAAGUAAGAAAAAAGUAAACGAGGUAUUAGGUAAAAAGGGGGCAACAAAAAUCUAAGAGUUGAUGCUUGGAGAGCAAACUGCCAUUUAAUCCACAUGCUUUCUGGUCACACAGGAAUGCUCUUUUGGUUGUUGCAGAUUGUAUGAUAGAUAGCACGAGUUUUUAUUCAAGAACGACGAUUCUAGCUGACCACUAGGCAAUGCAAAAGGCCUUUGCAUGCAGUCUGAAAUCCUUUGGCCUCCUUUGGAAAACCUUAUCAGAGAAUGGGUGAGCCUUGUGCCACCCCGUGAUCACGAUGCUGAUGCCAGUCAGGUGGCUCCCCACGUAUGUCAACUGGCUCGGGAAAAAGACUUUCUCCGAAAUAUGUAGUAUAUUCAAGGCCCUCGGUUUUCCGCCACUCCGCAAAAUUUUGCGGAAUCCCUUAUUUUUAGGAGCUACGGAUAUUCGAGUUCUCGAAUUCGAAUCGAAUAUCAAUCACUCUAAGUAUUCGAUUCGCGAAUCCGUGACUGCUCACCGUGGAAAAUCACGGAAUUUUGAAUUUGCAGCAGCAGAAAACCGAGGGCCUUAAGUAUAUUAUAAGUACAGUAUAAGUCUUGCUUGUUACAUUGCAUUUUGGUGCUCGCUUGUUUUGCCAUAAACAAAUGUGCAAUGAGUGCAUUUUUUAUAGAUUUUUAUAACUUGUAACACAUGUGCAUACUGUGCAUACUUUGAGACUAUUUAUUUGUGCCAAUUGUGUUCCUAUUAUUUGUGCAGUCUACAAUGCCACAAUUUUGUACUGCUUAUGUUUUAUGAGUAUUACGGUGGACUACAAUACAGAUAGUGCCGUCUGUAGCUAAAGAAUCCAGAAGACAGCAAACGUGCACAUAUUUUAGUAAUGUUAUUAGCAAGCUAUCAGUAUAUAUAGUAGUGCUUCAGAGAUGUAGUGCCAUCACGUUAUUGUCACAUUCCUAUCGUGCCAUGUUCCUACUUUCGUUUUCAGCGCGAUUUGAAGUCUGUGCUGCAUAAAGUUGCAGUACGUGCAUCUACCACAGAAUGAACCCUCUACAGCUUGUAUAUAUUCCUGUGUAUUUUGGGGUAUUUUCGAAGAGUUUAAGUGUGGUUAAGGGUUAAAAUUUCUUUUUGUGUGUAUCACAUAUCAUUGUUGACGAGCUUCGUUUCGUGUAAAAAAGGACUGGCACAAGAGACAUGUAAACAGCUAGAGUGUAUAUUUCACUAAACAGUCCUCAAUGCACUUAUUCAUCAUUCUCAUCACAUACUGGGAAUGUUACCGAAACUAAUGGAUGCAUAAUAUAUGCCAGAAUGCCUACUGUGACUGGUUACAAAGUGCUACCUAUUGCUUUUAUGUAUGUAACAGAGUUUGGGCAAAGUUACAGUGAUGGAGCUGUCUUUAGAGAGUAACAUUCUUCAAAUGCACACAGAUCUCAUAGAUGAAACUGACACACCCAAGGUGAAACUCGAUGGUUACAGAAAUAAAACGGGAAUAUUACAGGAAAUGCUACUAUUGGUAACACACUGAAGUAAACGUGCACUAAAAUGGGAGCAUACACACACCUUAUGAUUUACCUUUGAGAUUGCGUUUUGAGAGCACUUUUUCAAGCAGUCAUGUGAUAUUGUAACAUUCCAUGUCACAGCAUGUGUAUACAAAAUAAAGCAAGAAUCCUGAAA
Molecule: messenger RNA, 3582 nt
Organism: Ornithodoros turicata
Lineage: Eukaryota; Metazoa; Arthropoda; Arachnida; Ixodida; Argasidae
Product: glucoside xylosyltransferase 1-like
Exons: 7
Coding region: 362-1645 (427 amino acids)
Biological process (GO): protein O-linked glycosylation via N-acetylgalactosamine
Molecular function (GO): UDP-xylosyltransferase activity
Source: RefSeq, a predicted model, not a curated record